This is a messenger RNA of Penicillium odoratum, 1338 nucleotides long. RefSeq names its product glycosyltransferase family 31 protein. Bases 1 to 1338 code for a protein of 445 amino acids. Gene Ontology annotation, cellular component: membrane. The record is from RefSeq and is a predicted model, not a curated record. Gene Ontology annotation, molecular function: glycosyltransferase activity. The transcript has 2 exons. NCBI's taxonomy places the organism in Eukaryota, Fungi, Ascomycota, Eurotiomycetes, Eurotiales, Aspergillaceae.
AUGGUGCCCCGGCGAAGAUUCAGCCGCCGAUACCUCGCUAUCGCCGCCAUAACCGCCCUCUUCUUCCUCUACCACUUCGCCCAAUCCACACCACACCAGUCCCGAUUCCGCUACACAGCAACCAGAACAAAAUACUCCAAUGGCGAAAACACAGGCGAACCACAGCCCAUCUGCCCCCCACUCCCAGGCAUCGAUGAUGUCCUCGUGGUGAUGAAAACAGGCGUCACAGAAGCCCGCGACAAAGUCCCCAUCCACUUCUCCACAACCCUCCGCUGCAUCCCCCACUACGUAAUCUACUCCGACUUCGAAGAAGAAAUUGAAGGCGUCACAAUCCACGAUGCCUUCCGCACAAUGGAUCGCAGCGUAACCCAACAAAUCCCCGAUUUUAACCUCUACAACCGCCUAAAGAUCUCGGGCCGCGAAGGUCUCGAACAAGGCGACUUCGCAGACGAAGCCAACUCCGCCAUCGGCAAACCCAACAACCCGGGCUGGAAACUCGAUAAAUGGAAAUUUCUCCCAAUGGUCCAGGAAGCAUACGCUCACAAGCCCGACGCUAAAUGGUUCAUCUUCAUGGAAGCCGAUACCUAUAUCUCCUGGCCAACGGUAUUAGCGUGGCUCGCACGGUUCGACCCCAAAGAACCAAUUUAUCUAGGCACCGAGACGCAGAUUGCGGAGACGAUCUUCGCGCACGGUGGCUCGGGCUUUAUGCUUUCGAAUCCGGCGCUGAAGGCUGCUGCUGAUGCAUAUGAGGCUCGGCGCGCGGAGCUGGAUGAGUAUACGAAUGGGCAUUGGGCGGGUGAUUGUGUGCUUGGUCGGGUGCUUGCGGAUGUGGGUGUGGAUUUACAUUUCUCGUGGCCUAUCUUGCAGAAUUCGAACCUAGGCGAGCUAGAUGAGUUCACUACGGAUCUAUACCGGCUGCCGUGGUGUUAUCCUGCUGUUGCGUUCCAUCAUCUUUCAUCGAGUGAUAUUGAGAGAUUGUGGAAAUUCGAACAGAAUCGUUGGCAUGAAAAAAAUAAAAAUAUCCUUCUUCAUAGUGAGGUCUUUCGUGAAUGGCUGUAUCCUGAAAUGGCUAGCAAGCCUACGAGAUUGAAUUGGGAUAAUUUUUCAGAUGAGGAUCAGCCAUUUGCUACUACCUUUGAAGACUGUCGUGAGGUCUGCGACAUCCAGAAAACUUGUGUACAGUUCUCCUUCCGCGAUGGUACCUGUUUCACGGGCAGUAGACCCCGUCUUGGUAUCUCGCGACCUGGAGGUAAUGCUGCUUCUGGAUGGCUGCCGAGUCGCAUCCGAGACAUGAUGGAUGCUAGUGGGUUUUGUCGGGCUCCUGAGUAUGGUGACUGA